UAUGUGUGUGAGUGAGUGAGUGAGUGUGAGUGUCUGAAUGCGAACAAGUUGAUAUUAAUUUUUUCAUUUUUUUUUUUUUCAUUUUUCUUAACAUUUUUUGAAUGAAGCUCCGUGAGUAAUUCGGCUGAGCUGCGAAGAGAGAGGUCGUCUGUCAGAGCCGACCGAGGAACAAGAAAAAAGAAAGACUUUUCCAACAACACAACAACAGCAGACUCCAAUGAACUCGAAAAUAACAAGUUUGCUACGCACAGCCUUUGAAAACAAGCCACAUCUACGCAGUUUAAUUUAUCUCCUUUUUCGACACCAGCUAACUCGCAGCUAAGACUUUGCAGCUUUUUUUUUUUUUUUUUUUUUUUUUUUUUUUUAAGUAUAUGUGUGGUUGUCAGUUUGCAAGUCAAGUGAUAGUCCUGUGUGCCUUCUUUAUAUAAAUGAGCUAAAGCUGUUCAUGUUAAGCUAAUGAAGUCGUAACCGUCGCAUAAGAGACAGUUAUAAAAAAUAAAAAAAACACGUCAUUGUAGGGGAUAAGCCAUAAGCUACUCACGCAAAAAUGCUAAAGACUCUGACGAAGAAGCUAAGAAGACACUCGCUCAAUGAGAUACAUCCUUUUCAACUGAAGAUUUCUUACCAUGGCAGUGGUGAGGGAGGAGAGAGUGAUGACUCAGAGGGAGAGAACCAGGAGCUUGCACAGAUUGACAGAGAGAGACGGAGAAAUUGCGCCCUCACCCCUUUGGCCACCAGCCAGCAGCACAACCAGGGUCCCCUCUCUCCAGCGCGGUUACGACGCCUCCGCCUCCUGCUAGACGCCAACCUGGACCGCCACUCCUCGGAGGAAGAGCUGGAACGAAUCAGCUGCGGGGACAACAGGAAGUGGGUGUCGCUCCCCCAGCGCCACGGCGAUCACCACAGCAGCGCCUCCAGCGACGAGGAGGUGCGGGACCUGUUCGGCUGCGGGUCGCCGGCCGCCUCCGCCAGGCCACUCGUCGAGCCGGGCGCCUGCCUGGCCGCCUCCCCCAGCCCCGUGCUCUUCAGCUCCAGCCCACCACGUAGCCUCAAGCCACCCCCGAUGCGCUUUCAGCUUCAGGUGGUGCAGCCAGUGGCACGGCCCAUCAUUUUGACCCAUUUCGACCAGUCAGCACCUUACAGGAAGUACAGACACAGCUACGGUGGGGAACCAGGGAGGCCCAGUCUUGACCUGGAGAAAAUGCAACAGAAAAUGCUGCUGAAAAAGAACUGCGGAGGGAAAACGCGGACUAUAAAGAUCCGGAAUUUGACCAGCAGUCGUCCCCCGCCCAGGUACACCUACGAUCCCUCCAUCUUCGCCUUCCGGUCCCUGAGCACAGUGCCCCCCUGCAGCCCCCUGACCCCGUCCGAGGAUCCGCCCUGCUCAUAAGGAAAUUUACUCACUGCCAGAUAAUCUUCUCCCCACACCAGCCCCCCUUCUUCAUUCCCAGACAGCUGCUUAUUUUUAUUUUUUUUUGUGGCUUCUGCAGCGUGACCAAGGAGCAACUGUUAAUGAAACGGACCGCUAGAAAGACAUUAGUAUUGAUGGUCGAACUAUUGCACACUCAGGUAAUCCCACCCUGUAAACGCUGUCACUUUGAUCAUUAUUCUCCACGUGGAAUCAACAGGAACAUUUGGAGGAUAAAAUGGCCUAAACGAAACAUUUCUAAGGAUAUUUCAGGUAUUGCAUAUUGUAUUGCCGUCACUGAAAAAGAUCCUAUGAUUGGAAAAGGAACGAUCAAGAAACACACAUGGACGAUGGACCAGAGGUGGUACAAAAGGGACAAGGCUACAACCUGACUUAAGUUUUGGGCUUUCAAGGGAAAUAAUGCAUGUAAGACAAUCAAAUGGUUCCAAGGUUUCUUCCUUUGAUGUGAUUACUGGACAUCUUGUAAGGUUCUUGGUAACUUCAUAUUCUAAACACAGCGAGGUGAGUCGACGGAUAUCCUGUAAUUGUCGAGAUGAAACAACCUUUGUUGGAUGUGCUAUUUGAAUAUGCAGGUCACGACGAGCUGUAACAAAAAUGUAUGAUUGUAGUUGAAUAGUCGACCUUUGACCUUUUGAUGAUGUACGUUUCUUAAUGAAUAUUAGUCCAGGUCAAAGUUAAGUACUUGUAUCCUCUUUUCUUGCAUGAAUUCCACUGUUUUGCAGAAAGAGCGGUAUGUUGAAAUAAGGAAGUAUGAGUAUAGUUUGCUGCACAUUUGGCAAGUGUAUCUGGUGCUGUGUUACGCAUAGCCUACUUGUAGUGUGCCAUUUUUUUCCAAUAUUGUACCUCAUUACUUUCUAGGUAGAAGAGGACCACUGGUAUAUGUAAGACAUCCCAGUGUUUCUAAAGAUCUCUUAAUGCCUUGAAAUGACAUUCCUGUUGUGUUGAAUGAAACUUGAGGUAGUUCUCAGCUCUCGAAAUGAGCUGAUAAUCGAUUUAAACACAAUGUCACCACUGUAACUAAGAUUUCGCCGAAGUGAAUGUAACAAUGUGACAUGUUUUUCGUCCCUUGUUGCACAAAAUGAAUCAAUAAAUGCCCUGUGGCCUCU
This is a messenger RNA of Scomber scombrus (Atlantic mackerel), 2535 nucleotides long. RefSeq lists its product as uncharacterized. The transcript is spliced from 5 exons. The record is from RefSeq and is a predicted model, not a curated record. Lineage: Eukaryota; Metazoa; Chordata; Actinopteri; Scombriformes; Scombridae. Bases 548 to 1390 code for a protein of 280 amino acids.